AUGGCGCGACUCAACGAGCCGCCGAUAGCAAAUCAGCCAUCGGCGGAAACCAUCGAAGCCGUGAAACGACGCUUCCUCAGACAGAACCGCGAACUGGCAAAGACAAACUCGACUCAAUCCAUACGCAUCCGCAGCCUCGAAAAUGAUUGCUCGCGACUCCUCGCUGAAAACUUGGCACUGCGCGAGCAGGUGCUUAGCCUUCAUAAUACCGUCGAGUCGCGUCCAGCUUUCGACCACAUCGAUGCUGUCAAGCUGCAGCUUGAAUCGAAGCUACAGGAACUUGGAGGCUUGGUAGCAAGCCUAACGCAGACCAAGAACGGACGCGAAAAAGAUGCAGGCAGGCGGAAAAGCCAGCUGCUAGCAAAGAGGAGAAGCGGAGAGGAAAGACAGUGGAGGAGUGGGUUGGGACUACAAGAAGUUGAGAAUGCAAUGCUGCCUACAAUCACGGAGGACAAAUUUUAUCCUCGAAAGACCAUGGGUGCGGACGAGCUUCAGCAAGUGCUGGAAGACCCUGAUAGCCAAUCGCCAGAUAUUGGCCCACCCCCCAUAUCGCGGUUCGAGAACGAGGAUCCCAUCGGGUUUGAUCCCAGCCCGGUUGCAGAAGAGCCGCAAGAAGAGACAGCCGAGGAUGGCGAGCCGUCGCUUUCGGUCAAUCUCGAGACGCGUAAGAAGCGACGAGAGAGUGGGCCGAAGCUCAGCAUACGCCGUGUAUCCGUAUUUGAGUCUCCAGAAGAAACUGAAGAGGCACCUGCGAAGCCUCUACGUACGGGAGCUAAGCGCAAGUUCAGUGUUCAGGAAGAUGAGGAUACAAAUCAAGCCAAGGGCGAUGCCUUUAGGUUUUCUCGUCGGAACGCUGCAGAAAUUGAGACAUCCAAUGAAGGACCGAGACUCCCCGCCUUGGAUCGCCUUCCAGUCCUUUCAGCCAAACCUGUCAACACCGACCCAGUCGUAUCGCCAAAAAAACAACGCUCUUCGGCCCAAGAAAAACCUGGAAAGUUGGAGAAGCCAACCGCAAAAGCUCGUAGCCGUCCUCGACUGAACAUUACCCGUAAUAGCACGCCAGAUCUCCCUUCUAUACCCAUAUCAGAACCCGUCCCUACCGCUGAUAUCAUUCUGGACUCCCUACCCCCUAAGACCCCAGCUGCAGAUGCCAUCAUUUCUCCACCAUCAACCGAACCCUCGACCCAAAGACCAGAAAAUAAAGAUACACCACCACCUGGUGAUCUUUCUUCAGCCGAUCAAACUGGGCAAGCUGGGCGACCAGGGAGACGAGCACGUCCCCAAGUUAGCUACAAAGAGCCCAGCCUCAAUGUAAAGAUGCGACGUCCAGAUGCAAAGCUUGUUGAUGCAGUGGUUGAUCGGCGGACGAGUGUCGAAUCUCACAACCCGCCUUCGACGGUUGUCAAACGUGAAGCCAACGGGGAGAUUGCUUGGAAGCCCGUGUCUGCAGUAUCCGUAAGAGCAGCCGAGGAAGAGGCUGAGGCGGGGAGUCCGCUAAGACAAAAACUGGACAGAAGAGACCAGGAUUCGAAAGCAUCAGCUGAGCCAGAAGAACAAUCAGCGACCUUGAAAGCGAUAUCCGCACUAAUCAACGAAACAAGCACCGCAAAAAGGAAGAUGGCUUCUACAGCUUCAAGAUCUGCCACAGAGUCAACUGCAGCAAAAACCGAAGAUGCUCCUGUUUCAACAGACACGAUUGCGGUAAAGGUAGAGUCACAGCAGAAGGACAGCCUGGCCGUUUUCGACUUUACGGACUCUCCACCUGCUGAAGCUGUAACUAGUCAGCGCACACGUGUCAACGAAGCCGCCAAAGCGGCCCGAAAUGCGCGUCGCCAUUCCGCUAUGCCUGCACCAGGAGCUUCAUCCGCAUCUGAGGAGCGAAGAGCAGAGAGGGAAAAGACGGAAGGUGCACUCCCUUCGCUCCACAGGCGUACUGGGAGCGGGACUACAAAAAGUAGCAGCACUACAAGCCUGGCAAGGAGUUCGAGUACUAACGGUGUGGCCAGGAGUACAUCGAGUGCUCGAACGAUAGAAAUCAAGGACAAAAAGCUCGCUGUUGCAGGUGGACUCCCUGACAGCGCUGGCGUUAGUGGCCCCAAGGCAAGGGGUGAUGAUGCCGGCGAAUCAAAAGUGCGGGACAGGGAAAGGGAGACGAGCGCCUUACGGGCCGAGAGGGCCGCCAGCAGGAGGAAGAGUAUGAUGCUUUAA
This is a messenger RNA of Bipolaris sorokiniana ND90Pr, 2208 nucleotides long. RefSeq lists its product as uncharacterized. Gene Ontology annotation, cellular component: chromosome, centromeric region; nucleus. The record is from RefSeq and is a predicted model, not a curated record. The coding region runs from base 1 to 2208 and encodes 735 amino acids. NCBI's taxonomy places the organism in Eukaryota, Fungi, Ascomycota, Dothideomycetes, Pleosporales, Pleosporaceae. The transcript has 3 exons. Gene Ontology annotation, biological process: meiotic chromosome segregation.